Messenger RNA from Exophiala aquamarina CBS 119918, 1095 nucleotides. RefSeq lists its product as uncharacterized. The record is from RefSeq and is a predicted model, not a curated record. Bases 1 to 1095 code for a protein of 364 amino acids. The transcript has a single exon. Gene Ontology annotation, molecular function: hydrolase activity. NCBI's taxonomy places the organism in Eukaryota, Fungi, Ascomycota, Eurotiomycetes, Chaetothyriales, Herpotrichiellaceae.
AUGCCGUCGACACCUCCUUCAAGCAUCGAAGAAGUCCGCGCGACCGGCAUCAUCGCGCCUGAGUUUGCGAAAAUCUGGGAAGAGUCACCCUUGCCACCAGGCUCAUUCUACACACUCGAGGACCUCAAGGAAGUGAGCAGAGUCAGCUUGCCUCGUACGAAAGAAGUGCUGGCCCAAUCGCGGCCGGAGGACAUCACUGAGAAGGAGCACUUCAUCAAACUUUUCGAUGAGUACGCCUCGCGCAUUCUCGUCGUUCAUCGGACCGCCGAUCUCUCUCCAACGACGCCGCCCCGGCCGCUGAUUCUCAUCUUCCAUGGCGGUGGACACACAGUCGGCAGUCCAGAAGGAGUGUUGCCUUUGGCGAGGGCGAUUCUCAAGUCUCAUCCGGCCAUCAUCAUUUGCGCAUCAUAUCGCCUCGCCCCAGAGUUUCCAUUCCCGUUUUCCAUCCUUGAUUCCUGGACGACCUUGGACUGGGCGGCAUCAGAGUCGCGUAAAUUCAAAUCCACAGUCUUGCCCAUAUGCACCGACCCACGCGUGGGAUUUCUCGUGGGCGGCGAGUCUGCUGGCGCUAAUUUGGCGGCUGAGCUCUCACAUUUGGCCCGGGACCACAGCCUGCUACCAAGGUUGACCGGUCAAUUUCUGUGUUGUGGCACAUUCAUCUCUCCGCAGCAUGUUCCUGCAGCCUACAGGGGCAGAUAUAUCUCAUGGACGGAAAACAAACAUGCUCCAUUGCUCGACGAGGAUCUUUACGCCAUCUUCCGUGACGCUUUCCAGGCGGAGCACGAUAGCAAAUUGUGGGCAAGCUUUAAUCAGCACCACCCGGCUGAUAGUGGCUCCGGUAGUGUCAAGUAUGGCCAUAUGGGAAUUCCUCGCACCUAUUUCCAGGCCUGUGGGCUUGAUAUGGCGAGGGAUGAUACCUUGAUAUACGAGAAGGUCCUGAGGGAGGAGUGUAAUAUCGAGACCAGAUUGGAUUUUUAUCCAGGCUGGCCCCAUUGUUGGUGGGGAAUAUACCCUAAGCUGGACAUGAGCAACAAAAGGAUGCAAGAUGUUGUGGACGGUGUCGGCUGGCUGUUAGAGAAUCACAAGGGAAGAUAA